AUGACGGAGCUUGUUACCAAGGGCAUCGCUCCUGGAGAGACCCGGGCUUAUCUUCAAUGGCAGCAACCACACCCCAUCUGUCUUGCAGAACUAGCCUACAAGGCCAACCAAAGCAAGGAGACUCUUCAACGAUGGGACCGUGUCAUCACGUCAACUGCCCAGUACAUGGCAUCGUUUGCUUGGUUCAACAACUCGAGCGGCAAAUAUGAUUUAGGACCACCUAUACAGGGUGUCACGGAGAAUUCGUCCCCUACGGAGAUUUCGAACUUGGCUUACGAGCUUGAUUACUGGCAAUGGGCCCUCAAUGCAGCGUGCAACUGGAAAAAGAGACUUGAACAAGAUUGCCCCCCAACGUGGUCUAGAGUGGCAGAGAAUAUGGCAUUCCCUCCUGAGUAUGACGGCCUCUUCGCUCCUUGGGUUGGCGGUGGCCUAAAUGCAUCCUGGUGGGAUAACCCUCAGCUCAACAAAGAUCCUAGAAGCAUCAUUAUGUUACAAGGCAUGGUACCCGAUACCCCACUAGUAAGUAUUACGGAGAUUCAGAGUAGACUCCCUGUUUGCUUCAUUAACUGA
Messenger RNA from Colletotrichum fioriniae, 570 nucleotides. The record is from RefSeq and is a predicted model, not a curated record. NCBI's taxonomy places the organism in Eukaryota, Fungi, Ascomycota, Sordariomycetes, Glomerellales, Glomerellaceae.